Thalassophryne amazonica is the source of this 7882-nucleotide messenger RNA. It is a transcript of the gene sptan1, whose product is annotated as spectrin alpha, non-erythrocytic 1. NCBI's taxonomy places the organism in Eukaryota, Metazoa, Chordata, Actinopteri, Batrachoidiformes, Batrachoididae. Gene Ontology annotation, biological process: actin cytoskeleton organization. Bases 164 to 7609 code for a protein of 2481 amino acids. The record is from RefSeq and is a predicted model, not a curated record. Gene Ontology annotation, molecular function: calcium ion binding; actin filament binding. Gene Ontology annotation, cellular component: cell projection; cortical actin cytoskeleton; plasma membrane. The transcript has 56 exons.
UGUCUCUACUGCAGAGAAUGAGACCCACUGGUUCAUCUGUCUGUUUUGGAGUUUGCAGAUGUACAGCUCCCCGCAGACAUCUGACUUUGCCACAGAUGUAGUCUUCUAAUCUGUCAGGAUACAUACGAGGAAAACCGAGGACUGGAAAAGCUUGGUUGUGUGCAUGAAGAUGGAUACAGCUGGGGUUAAAGUGCUGGAGACAGCUGAUGACAUCCAGGAGCGUCGGCAGCAGGUGCUGGACCGCUACCGACGCUUUAAGGAGCUGUCGAUGGUCCGCCGGCAGAAGCUGGAAGACUCAUACCGGUUUCAGUUCUUCCGCCGUGAUGCUGAUGAAUUGGAGAAGUGGAUCCAAGAGAAGCUGCAGAUCGCCUCUGACGAGAAUUACAAAGACCCCUCUAACCUGCAGGGUAAGCUGCAGAAGCAUCAGGCCUUUGAAGCUGAAGUUCAGGCGAAUGCAGGGGCCAUUAUCAAACUGGACGAGACUGGAAACCUUAUGAUCACAGAGGGACACUUUGCAUCUGAGACCAUUCGAACUCGACUGGAGGAGCUGCAUCGCCUUUGGGAGCUUCUGCUGCAGAAGACCAAAGAGAAGGGAAUGCGGCUCCUGCAGGCCCAGAAACUGGUCCAGUACCUGCGUGAGUGUGAAGAUGCCUUGGACUGGAUUAGUGAUAAGGAGGCCAUAGCCACCUCUGAAGAGGUAGGUCAGGACCUAGAACAUGUGCAGCUCCUCCAGAAGAAGUUUGAGGACUUCCAGACUGAUCUGGCAGCCCACGAGGAGCGAGUCAACGAGGUGAACCAGCUGGCAGCUAAGCUCAUCCAGGAGUCCCAUCCUGAGGCUGAGCUGAUAGUUCGCAAGCAGGACGAGGUCAACACGGCCUGGCAGCGCCUGAAGGCUUUGGCUCAACAGCGGCAGGGCAGGCUGUUUGGAGCUGCUGAGGUGCAGCGCUUCAACAGGGACGUGGAUGAGACCAUCAGCUGGAUCAAAGAGAAGGAGCAGCUGAUGGCCUCUGAUGACUUUGGCCGUGACCUUGCCAGUGUGCAGGCUCUGCUGCGCAAACAUGAGGGGCUCGAGAGAGAUCUGGCAGCUUUGGAGGACAAGGUCAAUGCACUUGGUGGCGAUACAGAGCGUUUACAGGAGACACAUCCUCAAAAUGCCUCCCAGAUCCACCUGAAGAAGGAUGAACUUAUCACCAACUGGGAACAGAUUCGCACUCUGGCAGCUGAGCGUCAUGCACACUUGAAUGACUCCUACCGGCUGCAGCGCUUUACUGCUGACUUCAGGGAUCUGACAAGCUGGGUAACUGAAAUGAAGGCCCUAAUCAAUGCUGACGAACUUGCAAAUGAUGUGGCCGGUGCUGAGGCUCUGCUUGAUCGCCACCAAGAGCAUAAGGGAGAGAUUGAUGCCCAUGAGGACAGCUUCAGAGCCACUGAUGAAGCUGGACAGGCUUUACUCAAUACAGGCCACUACGCCUCUGAGGAAGUUAAGGAAAAGCUGGGUAUCCUCGCUGAGGAGAAGGAAUCUCUGUUGGAGCUGUGGGAAGUUCGCAGGCAGCAGUAUGAGCAGUGCAUGGACCUGCAGCUCUUCUACAGGGAUACAGAGCAAGUUGACAACUGGAUGAGCAAGCAAGAGGCUUUUCUUUUGAAUGAAGACCUUGGAGACUCCCUGGACAGUGUAGAAGCACUGCUGAAGAAACAUGAGGACUUCGAGAAGUCACUUAGUGCUCAAGAAGAGAAGAUCACUGCCUUGGAUGAGUUUGCAACCAAACUAAUUCAGAACAACCACUAUGCCAAAGAAGACGUGGCUACGCGCAGAGAUGCUCUUCUCAGCCGCCGCAAUGCCCUACAUGAGCGCGCUCAGUCUCGCCGUGCUGCGUUGGAGGACUCUUUCCACCUGCAGCAAUUCUUCAGGGACUCUGAUGAGCUCAAAAGUUGGAUAAACGAGAAGAUGAAGACUGCCACAGAUGAGGCCUACAAGGAUCCCUCCAACCUGCAGGGCAAAGUGCAGAAACACCAGGCCUUUGAAGCUGAACUGUCAGCCAACCAGAGCCGCAUCGAUGCCCUGCAGAAAUCUGGCCAGGAACUGGUAGAUGGAAAACAUUACGCCUCUGAUGAGGUUGCUUGCCGCAUGGAGGAGGUCAGCUCCCAGUGGAAGAAACUGCUGGAGGCCACUGAGCUUAAAGGCAUCAAGCUCCGUGAGGCCAAUCAACAGCAGCAGUUCAACAGGAAUGUUGAGGACAUUGAGCUGUGGCUCUAUGAGGUUGAAGGCCACCUGGCUUCAGAUGACUAUGGAAAAGAUCUGACCAGCGUCCAGAACCUGCAGAAGAAACAUGCACUGCUGGAGGCUGAUGUGGCUGCUCAUCAGGAUCGUAUUGAUGGCAUAACAAUCCAGGCUCGCCAGUUUCAGGAAGCUGGACAUUUUGAUGCGGACAACAUUCGCAAGAAGCAGGAGGCUUUAGUAGUUCGUUAUGAGUCUUUGCGUGACCCAAUGGCUGCACGCAAGCAGAAACUGUCUGAUUCUCUGCGGCUUCAGCAGCUUUUCAGAGAUGUAGAAGAUGAGGAGACUUGGAUCCGUGAGAAAGAGCCCAUCGCUGCUUCUACUAACAGAGGCAAAGAUCUGAUUGGUGUCCAGAACCUGCUUAAGAAGCACCAGGCACUGCAGGCUGAGAUCACAGGUCACGAGCCUCGCAUUAAAGCUGUCACUCAGAAAGGAGAGUCAAUGGUAGAAGAAGGACACUUUGCUGCUGAUGAUGUGAAAGCCAAACUGGCUGAGCUACAUCAGCGUUGGGACUCCUUAAAGGGCAAGGCCUCCCAGCGGAGACAGGACUUGGAGGACUCCCUCCAGGCACAGCAGUACUUUGCCGAUGCUAAUGAGGCAGAGUCUUGGAUGAGGGAGAAGGAGCCCAUUGUGGGGAGCACAGACUAUGGCAAGGAUGAGGACUCUGCUGAGGCUUUGUUGAAGAAGCACGAGGCUCUGAUGUCUGACCUGAGUGCAUAUGGCAGCAGUAUCCAGGCCCUGAAGGAACAGGCCCAGGCCUGCAGGCAACAAGUUGCACCAACUGAUGAUGAGACUGGCAAGGAGCUGGUCCUUGCCUUGUACGACUACCAGGAGAAGAGCCCCCGUGAAGUUACCAUGAAGAAGGGUGACGUCCUCACCCUGCUCAACAGCACAAACAAGGACUGGUGGAAGGUGGAGGUGAACGACCGCCAGGGAUUUGUUCCUGCUGCUUACGUGAAGAAACUGGAUCCCACUCAGUCCUCCUCCAGGGAAAACCUGCUGGAUGAGCACGGAAGCAUUGCCAUGCGCCAAGAGCAGAUCGAGAAUCAGCUUGUCACCAAGGAGGCCUGCAGCGUUUCUGUGCGCAUGAAGCAGGUGGAAGAGCUGUAUGGUACUCUGAUAGAUCUGGGUGAGAAACGCAAGGACAUGCUCGAGAAGAGCUGCAAGAAAUUCAUGCUGUUCCGGGAGGCCAAUGAGCUUCAGCAGUGGAUCAAUGAGAAGGAAAGCACCCUUACUAAUGAAGAAGUUGGCUCUGACCUGGAGCAAGUCGAAGUCCUGCAGAAGAAGUUUGAUGACUUCCAGAAGGACCUGAAGGCCAACGAGUCUCGACUCAGAGACAUCAACAAAGUGGCAUCUGAACUCGAGUCCGAAGGCCUCAUGGCUGAGGAAGCCCCAAUGGUCCAGAGUCAACAACAAGAGCUUCUUGGAGCAGCACCUGGCAAGGAUGAAACUGAUUUAAAGACUGCUUCUCCAUGGAAGAAUAUACGCUUGGCUGUUCAAACAACGGCUAACUUUAAUACAAUCAAGGAGCUGAAUAAUCGAUGGAGGUCCCUGCAGCAGCUGGCUGAAGAAAGGAGCAACAUGUUGGGCAGUGCGCAUGAGGUGCAGCGGUUUCACAGAGAUGCUGAUGAAACUAAAGAGUGGAUUGAAGAGAAGAACCAGGCCCUUAACACAGACAACUAUGGACAUGACUUGGCCAGCGUUCAGGCUCUGCAGCGCAAACAUGAAGGCUUUGAGAGAGACUUGGCAGCUUUGGGCGAUAAGGUUAACUCCCUUGGAGAGACAGCGGAGCGUUUGAUCCAGUCCCACCCAGAAGCUGUGGAUGACAUCCAGGAAAAAUGCACUGAGCUGAAUACAGCCUGGAGCAGCCUGGUCAGCCGUGCUGAUCAGAGGAAAGAUAAACUUGGUAACUCCCACGAUCUGCAGCGUUUCCUCUCAGACUUCAGAGAUCUGAUGUCCUGGAUUAAUGGCAUCCGAGGCCUGGUAUCCUCCGAGGAGCUGGCCAAAGAUGUGACAGGAGCUGAGGCCCUUCUUGAAAGACAUCAGGAACACCGUACAGAGAUUGAUGCUCGUGCUGGAACCUUCCAGGCCUUUGAGCAGUUUGGUCAGCAGCUGCUGGCAGGAGGUCACUAUGCUAGUCCUGAGAUUCAGCAGAAAUUGGAGGCUUUAGACCGUGAGCGUGCAGACCUUGAGAAGGCAUGGGUGCAGCGUCGCAUGAUGUUGGACCAGUGCCUCGAGCUCCAGCUCUUCAACAGGGACUGUGAGCAGGCUGAGAACUGGAUGGCAGCUCGGGAAGCCUUCCUUGCCAGUGAUGAUAAGGGUGACUCCUUGGACAGUGUGGAGGCCCUCAUUAAGAAACAUGAAGACUUUGAUAAGGCCAUUAAUGUGCAGGAGGAGAAGAUUGCUGCUCUGCAGUCUUUUGCUGACCAGCUGAUUGGAGCUGACCAUUACGCCAAGCCUGAGAUCUUACACCGUCGUGGUGAAGUCCUUGACAGGUGGCGUCGGCUGAAGGCACAGAUGAUUGAAAAGCGUUCCAAGCUGGGUGAAUCACAAACUUUGCAGCAGUUCAGCAGGGAUGUGGAUGAGAUAGAAGCUUGGAUCAGUGAGAAGCUGCAGACUGCAACUGAUGAAUCAUACAAGGACCCCACCAACAUCCAGCUGUCAAAGCUGCUGAGUAAGCAUCAGAAACAUCAGGCCUUUGAAGCUGAGCUGCACGCCAAUGCGGACCGAAUUCGAGGUGUCAUUGACACUGGUAACGCCCUGAUCCAGAGGGGAGCUUGUGCCGGCAGUGAGGACGCUGUCAAGGCACGCCUCAACGCUCUGGAUGAACAGUGGCAGUUUCUCGUCAACAAAUCUGAAGAAAAGAGCCAGAAACUCAAAGAGGCUAACAAACAGCAGAACUUUAACACUGGGAUUAAGGACUUUGACUUCUGGCUUUCUGAAGUUGAAGCACUUCUAGCCUCUGAAGAUUAUGGCAAAGAUCUGGCCUCAGUCAAUAACCUGCUGAAGAAACAUCAGCUGCUGGAAGCUGACAUUUCUGCUCAUGAGGACCGCUUGAAGGAUCUGAACGGUCAGGCUGACAGUCUGAUGGCCAGCAAUGCCUUUGAUACCUCACAAGUAAAGGACAAACGUGAUGCUGUCAAUGGCCGCUUCACCAAAAUCAAGAGCAUGGCAACCGGCCGUCGCGCUAAACUCAACGAGUCUCACCGCCUACAUCAGUUCUUCAGGGACUUGGAUGAUGAAGAAUCCUGGAUCAAAGAAAAGAAGUUGCUUGUAAGUUCGGAGGACUAUGGACGUGAUUUGACAGGAGUACAAAAUCUGAGGAAGAAACACAAGAGGCUAGAGGCCGAGCUGGGAGCCCAUGAACCGGCCAUUCAGUCUGUGCUGGAUACUGGGAAGAAGCUGUCUGAUGACAACACCAUCGGGCAGGAGGAGAUCCAGCAGAGGCUCGCCCAGUUUGUUGACCACUGGAAGGAGCUCAAAGAUUUAUCUGGAGCAAGGGGAAAGAGGCUGGAGGAGUCGCUGGAGUACCAGCAGUUUGUGGCUAAUGUGGAAGAGGAAGAAGCUUGGAUUAAUGAGAAAUUGAAUUUAGUGGGCAGUGAAGAUUAUGGAGAUACACUGGCUGCUGUGCAGGGUUUGCUGAAAAAACACGAAGCGUUUGAGACAGACUUCACCGUGCACAGGGACAGAGUCAACGAUGUGUGUGCUAAUGGCGAGGAGCUCAUUAAGAAGAACAACCAUCAUGUGGACAAUAUCAGUGCCAAGAUGUCGGCUCUGAAGGACAAAGUGUCUGAGUUGGAACGGGCAGCAGCACAGAGGAAGGCCAAGCUGGAUGAAAACUCUGCUUUCCUGCAGUUCAACUGGAAGGCUGAUGUGGUGGAGUCCUGGAUUGGUGAGAAAGAGAACAGUCUGAAGACUGAUGACUACGGCAGAGAUCUGUCCUCCGUGCAGACACUCCUCACCAAGCAGGAGACAUUUGACGCUGGUCUGCAGGCCUUCCAGCAGGAAGGUAUCACCAACAUCACAGCUCUCAAAGAUCAGCUGCUGGCGGCCAAGCACGUCCAGUCCAAGGCCAUCGAAGCUCGCCACGCUGCGCUGAUUAAACGAUGGAACCAGCUGCUCUCCAACUCUGCGGCUCGCAAGAAGAAGCUUCUGGAUGCUCAAGAGCACUUUAGAAAGGUUGAGGACUUGUUCCUGACAUUUGCCAAGAAAGCAUCAGCCUUUAAUAGCUGGUUUGAGAACGCAGAAGAAGACUUGACAGACCCAGUGAGGUGCAACUCUCUGGAGGAGAUCCGAGCUCUGCGCGAAGCCCACGAGGCGUUCCGCUCGUCACUGAGCUCAGCUCAGUCCGACUUCAACCAGCUGGCUGAGCUGGACCAGCAGAUCAAGAGCUACCAGAUGGCAUCAAAUCCAUACACCUGGUUCACCAUGGAGGCUCUGGAGGAGACCUGGAGGAACUUGCAGAAGAUCAUAAAGGAAAGGGAGCUGGAGCUGCAGAAGGAGCAAAGGAGGCAGGAGGAAAAUGACAAGUUACGUCAGGAGUUUGCACAGCACGCCAACGCGUUCCACCAGUGGCUGCAGGAGACCAGGACGUAUCUUCUGGAUGGGUCUUGUAUGGUUGAAGAGUCUGGUACUUUGGAGUCCCAGUUGGAGGCCACCAAGCGUAAACACCAGGAGAUCCGGGCCAUGCGCAGCCAGCUGAAGAAGAUUGAAGAUUUGGGUGCAGCGAUGGAGGAAGCACUGAUCCUGGACAACAAAUACACUGAGCACAGUACAGUGGGCCUGGCCCAGCAAUGGGACCAACUGGACCAACUGGGAAUGAGGAUGCAACACAAUCUGGAGCAACAGAUCCAGGCCAGGAACACCACUGGUGUGACAGAAGAAGCUCUGAAGGAGUUCAGCAUGAUGUUCAAGCACUUCGACAAAGAAAAGUCUGGUCGUCUGAACCACCAGGAGUUCAAGUCAUGCCUCCGUUCACUGGGCUAUGAUCUGCCGAUGGUAGAAGAGGGUGAACCUGAUCCAGAGUUUGAGGCCAUACUUGACACUGUGGAUCCUAACAGGGAUGGAAACGUGUCCCUACAGGAGUACAUGGCCUUUAUGAUCAGCCGCGAGACCGAGAACGUCAAGUCCAGUGAGGAGAUCGAGAGUGCCUUCAGAGCGCUCAGCACUGAGAAUAAACCCUACGUGACGAAGGAGGAGCUCUACCAGAACCUGACCAAGGAGCAGGCGGACUACUGCCUGUCGCACAUGAAGCCCUACCUCGACAGCAAGGGCCGCGAGCUGCCAUCAGCUUUCGACUUUGUUGAAUUUACACGCUCGCUCUUCGUUAACUAAUCCCUCGCCCACCAGUGACCAAUCGGGAUGCGUUUGUUCCCCCCCACACACACACUUAAACACAUCACUCAAACUGCAUGAUUGUGGCACUAAACCUCAAUAUAACACCUUCGUCUUCUAGUUAACUCUGUGUGCUUCUGCUGAUGGCGCUGUGGAUCUGUCUGCACCUGAAUGUGACUGUUUUAGCCAUUAGCUUGUACUUUCAGAGCCAAUAGUAACAAUGUGAACAGCUACAGUGUGCUUUAAUAAACGAUACUGGUUAGAAACUGGAAA